Xiphophorus couchianus (Monterrey platyfish) is the source of this 1754-nucleotide messenger RNA. RefSeq names its product chromosome 6 C7orf25 homolog (gene c6h7orf25). Bases 260 to 1618 code for a protein of 452 amino acids. The transcript has 3 exons. NCBI's taxonomy places the organism in Eukaryota, Metazoa, Chordata, Actinopteri, Cyprinodontiformes, Poeciliidae. The record is from RefSeq and is a predicted model, not a curated record.
UCCUACCGGUAGUGACCUGUGUUUCCUGCCAGCUGAGUCGUGCAGCGUCAUAACAUUAGCAUGUAGCACCGGCGGUUCGGAAGGAACUUUUGACGUUAUCAACGCUACCUGCUCGGCUUUAAACGACGAGCCAGAACCGGAACCGAGCUUCCAAUCCAAGAACAAGAAAAUGAUGGGUCAUAGAUUUUAAUGCAACACUUGUGCGGAGCCGGACUCAACAACAGUUCUGGUUGUCCUGGAAAGCACGUGGUCCACACUGAUGACUGGAGCGGAACCUCUCUGCAGCUUCUGGACCGGUACCCGCCCAGCCUGGCCUCUGUCAGGCUGCAGGUGUGAUGCAGCAGACAUGUCCCUUCAGGCCACGCUGCGGGACCGGAUCAGCUCGGCCCAGGCGCUGCUGCAGCGGGCGGAGCAUCUUUGUCCGGGGGUCGAAGGUCACCAGAAGCUGUGCGGCAAGCUGCGGGCCGAGCUGCGCUUCCUGCGGCGGGUGGAGGCCGGAGAGCUGCAGGUGAAGGAGUCUCACCUGCACAGCACCAACCUCACCCACCUUACCGCCAUCGUGGACUCGGCGCAGGACUUGGAGGACGUUGUGGCAUUGUUGCACGUCUUCAGCUACCGGGAUGUCGCCGGACGCCGCCGCACACUUGUGGUGGACGUGGUGGCAGACGCGGGACUCACCUGGGUGAAGGCGGUGGGCCGCAAGGCGGAGGCGCUGCACAACAUCUGGCAGGGGCGGGGCCAGUACGGAGACAAGAGCGUGGUGCGGCAGGCGGAGGACUUCCUGUUGGCCAGCCGCCAGCUGCCCGUCAACUACCGCCACCCCCGCGUCGUCUUCGCCUUCUACAACGGCUUGUCCAGCCCCAUGGCCGACCGGCUGCGGCACCUGGGCGUGGCGGUGAGGGGCGACAUCGUGGCUGUGAGGGUGGAGGAAGAGGAGGAGAAGGAUGAGGAAGAAGUGGAGGAAGAGGAGGAGAAGGAUGAGGAAGAAGUGGAGGAAGAGGAGGCCGACCCAGAUGACCCAGAGGGGGAGCUGGCGUCUGGCUUGACCCGGGUGCAGCGUGGCACGGUGCUGGCUCGCCUGGCAUUCCCGCUGCCGCCGCCGCCGCCAGAGGAGUGUGGGCGGGUCAACCUGGACAUCACCACGCUCAUCGCCUACGUGUCGGCGCUCAGCCACGGCCGCUGCCACUUCAGCUUCCGGGAGCCAGUUCUGACAGAGCAGGCUGCCCAGGAGCGCCGGUGGCCGGUUCUGCCCAGCCUCGACGCCUUCAUGGCGGGCAAGCAGCUGUUUGCCUGCCGUGCCGCCGUGGCCGACUUCCGCGCCAUCCUGGACACGCUGGGCGGGCCGGGCGAGAAGGAGCGCGCUCAGACGUUGCUGGCCCGCCUGCACCUGGUGGAUGACCAGCCUUCGGAACGCAGCCGCCGCCUCACGCCCAGCGCCAAGGUCAACCGCCGUUCGCUCGCCAUCUUUGGUACCGGAGAUUUCCUGAGAGCCGUCACCAUGACAGCCAACAGCCGCUUCGUCAGGGCAGCCGCCAAUCAGGGCGUCCGCUACAGUGUGUUCAUCCACCAACCCAGAGCGCUGACUGAAGGCAAGGAGUGGAGGGCCACGCCCAUCUGAAGAGGCCACGCCCACCUUCACCGGGGCUGAUGGGGGUUGUCAUUUCUAAACUGUUUGGAAUGUGAUUGGUCAACUGAGAUCUGCAUGUUUCUGUUCAAAUUAGAUCAAUAAAGAUUUAGUUUACAUGUCACAGGAA